AUGCGUCUUUUGCCCAAAAGACGCCGCUGCCACUACCGCAAACAGAACCCCAUAACAGAACUUUGUUUGUCGGAGAGUAAACGUAAACGUUAUCCUUACUCCCGACUCGGGAGCAGCCUACGUAAAGCCGUCCAUGGGCGAAACACUGUUCACCUAAAUGCAGACCCCCCGACGCUGAGCGCCUGUCCUUGCGAUUUGGCCAUUAUUGUUGAACCAUGCUCGCCACUAUUUUUUCUUCUAAUUUUUUCCACUUUGCCUUUUCUUUCUUUCUUUCUUUCUUUCUUGCUGUCUGUCUGUCUUUAUUUUAGACUCCCUCAAUGCCUUUCCUUUGUUCUUUCUUUCUUUCAUCCUUUCUUUUUCUUUUUUCUUUCUUUCUUUCUUUCUUUCUUUCUUUCUUGCUUUAUUUUAGACUCCCUCAAGACUUCUUCAAUAUGUCUCUUCUUCGUUUUCUUUUUUUCAAGACUUCUAGAUUUUCCUAACGUCUCGCUUCUUCCUUUCUUUCUUUCUUUCUUUCUUUCUUUCUUUCUUUCUUUCUUCUCGAUUUUCCUGUCAUUUUUACUUUCUUUUUCAUUCUAUUAUAACGCUUCUUCUUCUUCUUCUUCUUCUUCUUCCAUUUUUCACGUCUCUCUCGAUAACAUUCAACUCUUUCUCUACAUUAUUAGCGAUCAUCUACUUUUCUACUUGUCAGUCACUUACUGCGUCUUCACACUUUGUCUUAUUCUAUCAAUCUCUGUCCAUUUUUAUUUCACUCUGUGUCUUUAUCUCCCUGCCAUAUUUCCACGUGAUGUCUUUAUCUUCUUCUUCUUCUUCUUCUUCUUCUCAUUAUUAUUAUUAUUAUUAUUCAUUUUUCACAUUAUCUUUCCUUCUCUUUCCCCUUUGUUGCUCCUCACUCUCACUCUCUCUCUCUUUCUCUCUCUCUCUCAUUACGCUUAUUCUGCUCUUCUUAUGCCUCUCUCUCUUUCUCUCUCCCUCUUCUCUCCCUCUAUCUCUUUUUUAUUCUUUCUUUUGACUUUCUUCCUCUCCAGUCACCCUGAUUUUCAUCUUCCUCAUUUUAUUUUCUCUCUUCCUCUACUCUUUCUCCUACACCUCCCACUCUAUGUUACACUCUUCCCAUUCUUCUUCCAACCUGUUCCCUCUCUCUAA
Messenger RNA from Acanthosepion pharaonis, 1143 nucleotides. NCBI's taxonomy places the organism in Eukaryota, Metazoa, Mollusca, Cephalopoda, Sepiida, Sepiidae. The record is from the annotation of a GenBank genome assembly.